UGUACAAAUAGCAAACUUUGACUGACUAUAAAAGAACCUUAUUUAUUUGUAAUAAAGUGUACGAAAGGUUAAUUAACAGUGUGGAAUAUGGGAAUUAUAUAACUGGUGGCAAAGUCACGGUAACAUUUUUGCCUCUGCCAUGCUGCCGGGUGCUUGUUUGCUGUUUUCGUUUUGGGCAAUCUUCACUGGCUCCCAAGCCGUCGUUACUCCUAUAGAAGAAACUGGACCAUGCGCUAAAUUUGUAAUGGAGCAGAAUUCGGAGGGCGGGCGUUACUACAAUGGUGUCGAUGAGGUGAAGUUCCAUUUUGAAGCAAACAAGAAUGAAGUCCUGCACAGUGUUAAAAACACUUGCAAAGCACUAGGCUCAGAAGUGGACAAGCAGUUAGUGGAGGCGUGCAAUGAAGACUACCAUGGUGAGACGAAGCCUAAACUGGCUCCGCUGGGUGAUGAGGUUCUGUCACCAGUGUAUGCGACGUGUGACGGCGUUCCAGAUUGCGGGCCCAUAGUCAUUCGCGUUACACAGCUGUGCGAACAAUUAAAAACUGGUAGCUGCUGCUGAUGAAUCUCCUGUCGUGCGACCACAGAUGGCACUGCCUAUGGACGCGGGCAAAUACCAUCGACAUAUUUUAUCUUAAAAUUUUAAGCGAAUAUUGACUUUUGAGUAAUUUGGGUUACUUAUGUGUUUUAUAUUGUUGUAAAUAUAACGUUAGGAAAUAUAAAAAUUGUAUUUAAAUUUCUCAUUCAUUUAAUACAAAUACGUCUCCCUGAUUCGUGAUUACGGAGAUCCUAAUGUACAUAUUCAUCUUGUAAUCAUUUAUUUAUCCAAUCGAUUAUUUGACCACAGAUGCAAAAAUCUACUUGAAAUAGAAUUUAGGCUUAGAAUCACCUACAAUCUACAUAUUUCAGUGAAGUAACAAGUAUUCAAAAGAAAGCAAAUUAUCAGUUAGCUUUAAAAUAGUUUUCUACACAGUAAUUUAAGCCUUUUUGGAAGAAACGGAAACUGUUCUACUUUUUUAAACACUUUUAUUUUAAUCAACGAAAAACGAAAGAUUUUCAUUCUCAUUGGCCGUUUUCGGUUAAUUA
This is a messenger RNA of Leguminivora glycinivorella, 1083 nucleotides long. RefSeq lists its product as uncharacterized. The transcript is spliced from 3 exons. Bases 140 to 559 code for a protein of 139 amino acids. The record is from RefSeq and is a predicted model, not a curated record. Lineage: Eukaryota; Metazoa; Arthropoda; Insecta; Lepidoptera; Tortricidae.